Molecule: messenger RNA, 1760 nt
Organism: Apus apus (common swift)
Lineage: Eukaryota; Metazoa; Chordata; Aves; Apodiformes; Apodidae
Gene: CASTOR2
Product: cytosolic arginine sensor for mTORC1 subunit 2
Exons: 9
Coding region: 296-1285 (329 amino acids)
Biological process (GO): negative regulation of TORC1 signaling; cellular response to L-arginine
Cellular component (GO): cytosol
Source: RefSeq, a predicted model, not a curated record
UUGUUUGUUCCAGCGAGCACCAGCUGCUCGGCACUCCGGGCUCCGCUGCUUCCCUGCCCGGCUCCUAGCCCCGCCGGCCUCCCCCGACCGGCCAACUUCUGCACCCUCUGCUCCUUCAUUCCCCCUCCACCUCCCCACGCCCGGAGCUGGGGAGGAGGAGAAGGAGCCGGGAGAGAAAGAGAGAGAGGGAGGGGGGAAAAAAAGAGGCACCGACAAUAACAGCCCCCCCUCCCCCUCCCCAUUCAAAAACACAAACCCUAGGGAUAGAUGAACUACAAAUGAGAAAGAGGAAAAGAUGGAACUGCACAUCCUAGAGCACAGGCUCAGAGUGGCCAGCAUAGCUAAGGAGAGCAUCCAGUUGUUUACCUAUGGAUUAAUCAAACUUGCUUUCCUGUCCUCCAAGACGAGGUGCAAGUUCUUCAGCCUCACAGAAACCCCAGAGGACUACACCAUCAUCGUGGAUGAAGAGGGCUUCCUAGAGCUCCCUUCUUCGGAGCACCUGAGCGUGGCCGAUGCGACGUGGCUGGCCCUCAACGUGGUGUCUGGUGGAGGUGGCUUCUCUGGCUCCCAGCCCAUCGGAGUCACCAAAAUCGCCAAGUCAGUAAUAGCACCACUAGCUGACCAAAACAUCUCAGUGUUCAUGCUCUCCACCUAUCAGACGGACUUCAUCCUGGUACGUGAGCGAGACCUGCCCUUCGUGAUGCACACGCUGGCUGCUGAGUUCACCAUCCUCAGAGUAGUGAAUGGGGAGACAGUGGCUGCUGAUGACCUUGGGAUAACCAAUGGAUUUGUCAAACCAAAACUGGUUCAGAGGCCUGUCAUUCAUCCCCUUUCCAGCCCGAGUAACAUGUUCUGCGUCACCAGCCUGGAUCCCGACACCCUUCCCACUGUUGCUACACUCCUAAUGGAUGUCAUGUUUUACUCCAAUGGAGUAAAAGACCCAGUGGUGGGCAACGAAGACUCGGGACAUAUUCGCUUUUUCUCCUUUUCUCUCAUUGAGGGUUACAUCUCCUUGGUCAUGGAUGUCCAGACACAGCAGAGAUUUCCUAAUAAUUUGUUGUUUACAAGUGCAUCUGGCGAGCUCUGGAAGAUGGUGCGGAUUGGUGGGCAGCCUCUUGGCUUUGAUGAAUGUGGAAUUGUGGCUCAGAUUUCUGAGCCCUUGGCUGCAGCUGACAUCCCAGCCUACUACAUCAGUACUUUUAAGUUUGACCACGCAUUGGUACCAGAAGAAAAUAUAAACGGUGUGGUCAAUGCACUCCAAGUCAGUCAAGCUGAAAAGCAUUAGAAAUCUUCUGAGCUGGUUCCAGAUGCUUUUUAUUAUUAUAAUUAUUAUUAUUAUUAUUAUAAUUAUUAUUAUUCUUUUUUUCUCACAGUAUUUCUUGAAAAAUCUGAUUCCAGAGAGUGACAUGAAACAGAGACUGUGGAAAGUUGAGCAGAAACAGCUCCAAUAAGCCUUUGUUUUAAUUAUUAUUAUUGUUAUUGUUAUUUUAUUAAAUUUAUGAAUGAGGGGCAGGAGGAAAGGGAGUUCAGACAGUUUCCUGACGUUCAGCUCCAAGGUGAAGUGUGACCUGCUGGUGUUCUUGGUGUGGAAGGAGCUGCCCGGGGACAACCCCGGAGCGCGGCGGUGCCGAUGGCCACAGGCCCAGGUCCUCUGCUCAGAGGCUGGUGGCACAGCUGGGAUGGAUGGGCUGCUUCCUUGGAGAGGGCCCUGAAAACCAUAAACAAAAGUGAAAUGUGGAAUUAAAACAGAAAAGACGUGG